UUAUGACCAAAAUUACUGCGCCUAUUGAAAUUUUCUUAUGAAAUCUCUGCGAUUUUCAGGCAGGUGUUUAUAGCAUCUAUGGACUCAGACCGUAUGUUGUUUCUGACUUGUCACGCCAUUUUAAUAUUUAUUUCUUGAGAGCUAAGCUACAGUUGGAUUUGGCUUCAAAGUGCUAAAAACCCUUUGACAUUCCAUCAAAUAGGAAUCCCCUCCUAAAUUAUUGAUUAAACAGCGUUGUUGCCGUGUUUAGCUGAAGAUUCAAAGCAAGUGGAAACCUGGACGCAAAUUCCUUUGCUUUUAUUUAUUUACUCUGAAAGAUUAAUGUCUGACUCGUACUUGCGUGUGGGUCUGCACAACGGACUUCAUCUGCAAUUUGCAGCCUGACAUAUUUCCUCACGUUUCCCAGUCCAACGGAUCUCUUUGGUUUGGAAGUUUCUGUUUGGAAAUUUCUAAAAGGGAAGAUCAUUUAUUUUAAUGGGGAUAAUUGUUGUAAGGGCUCUUCAAAUCUGGCGGCUUUUCAUUUCCCUUUCCUCUCACGCGUUCUGUCGGUCUGGUGACAGUUGGAAUCACUUUCUUCAGCUCAAUAAAAUUCACGCGUUACAAGUUGCAGGUGUGGAGGAAUUGGAAACAGGGCAGGCAAUUCAUGAUUCAUUGGAGAUGGAAUUUCAAGUGAUUAAAGCGAGGCCUAGUUUCAAAUUGAUUCUGGGCAUUUUCUUGCUUUCUUAUGCUUUGACUUUUGUCUGCAUAAGCUUCAUUAACCCCAUUGCUGAUCUCUAUGCUAAUAAAGGAGGCAUGUUCUAUGCAAAUACAAACUUGCAGACUCAUAUAGCCCUUCAUAAUCAUCAUUUGGAGAUAACACAGCAGCAGAAGAAGAAGAAGUCUGAGCUUGAUGCUCUCAGCUGCUCUUCCCUUAUCAAUGAUGUAGGAGGAAAGAAUGCCUCUGGUGGACAUGGCAAAGGAAUUCUGUGCUGUGACCGUUCUCGCUACAGAACAGACGUUUGCUAUCUGAGAGGAGAUGUGAGAACCCACACUGAAACUGCCUCCAUUUCUGUUCACACCCACAAUCAUAAACUAGUUCAGGAGAAAAUCAGACCUUAUACACGCAAAUGGGAACAGAGCACCAUGAACACCAUAGAUGAAAUCACCCUCAAAACAGGGGAUGACAAUGGUGAUGCCUGCCAAGUCCAGCAUGAUGUGCCUGCCAUAGUUUUCUCCACAGGGGGAUACACAGGCAAUGUUUACCAUGAGUUCAAUGACGGUUUGAUUCCGCUCUACAUAACAUCGCAGCAUCUCCAUGGACAAGUGGUAUUUGUGAUUCUUGAAUACCAUAAUUGGUGGAUGACAAAAUAUGCAGAGAUUGUUACCCAGCUCACCAAUUAUCCAGUCAUCGAUUUUAGCAAUGAUAAGCGGGUCCACUGUUUUCCAGAGAUGAUAGUUGGCCUCAACAUACAUGACGAAUUGACUGUAAAUCCAGAGCUCAUGAAAGAUGGUAAAAGCAUUGGAGAUUUCAGGGCACUUCUGAGCAAGGCCUAUGCCCCUAGAUUGAGUUCCAUGCCUCAAAAACAGAGCACAGACGAAGAACACUCAUCCUCCUUAAAGGCCUCUGGCCUCCCCAAUGUUUCUCAGCUGGCAAAGCUCAAAUUGGUAAUAAUUUCAAGGCAGAAAUCAAGGGAAAUGAUGAACCAGAAGGCAAUUGUUAAAUUGGGGGAAAAAAUUGGGUUCGAGGUAGAAAUACUGAAUCCCAAAAGAAACACAGAGAUGGUAGAUAUGUUUCGAGCCUUAAACUCAUGUGAUGUUAUGGUGGGAGUUCAUGGUGCCGCCAUGACACAUUUUCUGUUCAUGAGACCUGGCUCUGUGUUUAUACAGAUUGUGCCUUUGGGUACUGAUUGGGCUUCUGCUACUUAUUAUGGACAACCUGCCACCAAGUUAGGAUUGACAUAUCUUGAGUACAAAAUCCUUCCAGAAGAGAGCUCUCUGUUUGCAGAGUAUGAAAGGAAUGAUCCCGUUCUUAGAGACCCGGAUUCCAUUAACAGGAAAGGAUGGGAGGAGACAAAAAGGGUGUAUCUCGAUGGGCAAAACGUCAAGCCUUCUUUACAACGGUUCAACAAGACCCUGCUCUCUGCCUAUUCCUCUGUACUUGCACGGAAAUAUGAGAUUUUGCCUUCCGUUAACCGUUAGCUGGUUUUGUAUUUCUAAAUUGUAUACUAGUGUGUUUUAUGUAUAUUAAUACAAGGUGAGUUCUGUCUGAGGAGACAAAAAAGUGGGGUACAAGGAAGAAGAAAGAUUAUAACUACUGAAUAUUCUGAGCUCCUUACCUGCAAGAGUGUUCGAUACAGGCAAAGGAUCGUUGUACAACAUUUAUAUUUUUUUAAUUUAUACAUUCGUUUCAUCCCUGGUCAA
Cryptomeria japonica (Japanese cedar) is the source of this 2400-nucleotide messenger RNA. RefSeq names its product xylan glycosyltransferase MUCI21. The record is from RefSeq and is a predicted model, not a curated record. The coding region runs from base 475 to 2178 and encodes 567 amino acids. Lineage: Eukaryota; Viridiplantae; Streptophyta; Pinopsida; Cupressales; Cupressaceae. The transcript has 4 exons. Gene Ontology annotation, molecular function: glycosyltransferase activity.